CUCACUGACAGACGGAGAGAACACUCCUCGUUCAACAUCCUCGUUCUUAGCUGCAGUCUGUCUGUAGGCUUGCUAUGGCCCUCUGCUGUGAAAUUCUUCUCGUCCCUUCCAAAAUGCUGGAGAACUCUCUUCCUAAAUGUAAAAAGACUCCAUGGACAAGAGCUAGACGAUGGGUGUGCUUUUUGAUGCUAUUCCUCGUGAUGGGAACUUCAGCGUUAAUUUUCUACAAUUCAAGCCCCCAGGUAUCAUGGCCUUUGAAUGUGUGGACGAUAAAGUUAUUGCCAAACCAAUCACACAACAAUGUGACUCCUUCAGUUAGCAGUAUCCCCCCAGCUGACCUUUCCCAAUCUGAGUACUUCGUGCCAUAUCCACACCAGUACCAUUUCAUACUGGAUGAACCCAACAAAUGUCAGCAGGAGAGUCCAUUCUUGGUUCUAAUGAUCCCAGUUGCACCCCACAACAGAGAGGCCCGUGACAUAAUCCGCAGCACGUGGGGCAAAGAAAUCAGAGUGCUGGGUCAAGUGAUUAGCCAUUACUUCCUGCUUGGACUGUCCAAAGAGGAGCAUGAGAAAAAGCCCCUAGAGGAGGAAAUAUUAAAAGAAAGCCAGAGGCAUCAUGAUAUUCUCCAAAGUGACUUCUUGGACAGCUACAGAAACCUCACCAUUAAAACCAUGGUAAUGUUUGAAUGGCUCAGCUCCCAUUGUCCGAACACCUCCUACGCCAUGAAGGUCGACUCGGACAUGUUCCUUAAUAUCCACAACCUCGUUAACAUGCUUUUGAAAGCACCCCGACAUCUCUACAUGACAGGACAGGUGUUAAGGGGUGUUUAUGUUCUUAGAGACAGUACCUCAAAGUGGUUCCUGCCUGUUUCUGCCUUCCCUGAGUCUACGUACCCAUCAUAUGCUCUGGGAAUGGGCUAUGUGUUCUCACUGGAUUUACCCAAGAAGAUUGUGGAGGCGUCUGCACAUGUUAAAGCUGUUUACAUUGAAGAUGUGUACGUGGGACUAUGUAUGAGACAUUUGGGUCUCUCACUGACAGAUCCUCCUCAUGGUUUGUUUAUUGCAACAAUACCUUUUUUUCGCGGCAGCUGCUACUGGACUUCUGUCAUUACAACAUUACUAGAGAACUCUAACCAGCUUGCAAAUGUAUGGAUAACAUAUCAAACUCAAACACAAAGUGGCUGUUAAACACGUAUGCUUGUGCCUUACAAAAAUUGUGACUGCUUAGCCCUGUUGGGCAGGAGUCUACAGCAGUUACAAGGCAACAUCAAAAGUGGCUGCCUUGAUGAUGUUUCUUAUCUCUGAAGUCCAGUCAGGUUUUUUGAUACUAAAACAGAGAUUGUGACAGAUAAGCAUUUUGAGGCUGAGUUAAAUGUUUUCAUAUUUAAGAUAGCACAAAUGAUUAUAAGGAUAUAAUAAUUGAAUAGAUUGUUUAAAUUAUUUUGUAUAUUUUAAAGAUUUUACAAUGGAGAGCUGUUUUUAAAAUUGCUCCUGUGGCCAUGCAGCUUACAUGCUUAGCACACAGAAUGCAGCAAAAUAAGGAAGAUAGCUCAUUUAGUACUUUAAUAGUAGUAGUACUACUCUAGUAGUUUAGUUACCAUACUGUAAAACUCAAGAGGUUAAAGUGAUGAUCUGUGUACAGGGAUAUGAUAAACAUGAACAUGAAUAACUUGUACCACAGGGUCCACACAAAGCAAAGAACCCACAUAGUUCAGAAAUUUGUGCUGCAAGAUAGUAGAUGUAGUUCCUACAGCCCUGUACUCAUCUGUACUACAACUACACUCUACUAGGCCUACUGUCAUUCAGUGGACUAUGAUAGUAGCCUGACAAUUUAUUUUUGUAUGCUAUCCAGUUGUAGUAACCGUAAUAGUCACCAGCAAAAUAUUUUUUGUCAUAAAAGUGGCAGCACCCUCAGUUGUGAGCACUAGAACAUGCUAGCAUCACUGAACAUGAUGUGGGCAAGCAUAAUGUCAUUAUUUCGAAGCUUUCGACAUGUGGUGUGCAAUAAAGCUUUGGUUGCAAAAGUA
Micropterus dolomieu (smallmouth bass) is the source of this 2026-nucleotide messenger RNA. Its product is annotated as beta-1,3-galactosyltransferase 2-like. Gene Ontology annotation, cellular component: membrane. NCBI's taxonomy places the organism in Eukaryota, Metazoa, Chordata, Actinopteri, Centrarchiformes, Centrarchidae. Bases 75 to 1187 code for a protein of 370 amino acids. The transcript has 4 exons. The record is from RefSeq and is a predicted model, not a curated record. Gene Ontology annotation, molecular function: N-acetyl-beta-D-glucosaminide beta-(1,3)-galactosyltransferase activity.